Molecule: messenger RNA, 2817 nt
Organism: Dermacentor albipictus
Lineage: Eukaryota; Metazoa; Arthropoda; Arachnida; Ixodida; Ixodidae
Product: beta-galactosidase-like
Biological process (GO): carbohydrate metabolic process
Cellular component (GO): vacuole
Molecular function (GO): beta-galactosidase activity
Source: RefSeq, a predicted model, not a curated record
ACAAUUUUUUUUCGUUUCUGCUGAACCUUUCAGCCCACCUCGCGGGCACUUCUCGAAUUUUUUCGUGUCGCAAUGAAAUAUGACACAUUAUUCAGAAGCAGCUGGCUGAAGGACGAGAUGCUUGAAGAGCCUGUAUUCUCGUUCCCACAAGUUGAGUGACGCAGCACUGCUUCCGCAAUUAGCCUUCUCUUCACGCCGGCCGUUCACAAUUCCACGGUCCCGGGCGCAGUUUCGCGGUUUCGGGCCGAUAAAUUCCAGUCAGCUCACAACAACCGAGGCUUCCCUAAAGUGCUUUUGUUUUCCUUAUUGCCCCUUCAUGAUAAUGAAGGGCGUUUCAGAUUCGCAUCCAACAGUGUCGACAAGGCAUCCGCUAGCAUUUCCCCCGUUCUAUCACAUAUCGAACAACAGAAAACGGUUGCCCUAAAAAACACAGGUGUUCUUUAUACAACCAACCAGACAUGCCCAAUCACCGGCAUUGGGUCCGACAAAAACAAGAGAGAACGUCAACUUCCGAUUGAAGGUUGCCAGCCUGGGGCAAGAUGAAGGCAAGCGAAUGAGCUUAUUCAGGAGACAUGGCUCAUUUGACUGCGCUCGCUUUCACGGUGACAAUAUUAUUAGGCUCCUCGCAUCGCACGACACACCGACGCUCCUUCACCGUCGACUACGCGAACAACCAGUUCCUCAAAGAUGGCCAGCCUUUCCGCUUCAUUUCCGGCUCCCUGCACUAUUUCCGCAUCCCAAGGGCGUACUGGAGGGAUCGCAUGUUAAAGAUGAGGCUCGCCGGCUUAAACGCCCUGGACGUGUACGUGGAGUGGAGCGGCCACGAAGUGGAACCGGGAAAGUUCAACUUCAAAGGCGACUACGACUUGCAGGUGUUCCUGGACAUCGCCAAGGAAGUCGGGCUGCUGGUGAUCUUCAGACCGGGACCGUACAUAUGCGCCGAAAGAGACAACGGCGGCUUGCCCUAUUGGCUGCUGAGGUUGAAUCCCGCCAUGAGGUACAGGUCGUCAGACAUAACUUAUCUCACUCGCGUGGAGAAGUGGUUCGGCGUGCUGCUCCCCUCGGUGGAGCGGUAUCUCUACCGGAACGGCGGUCCGAUCAUCGCCGUGCAAGUGGAAAACGAGUACGGCCACUACGUUAGCUGCGACGGCUUUUACAUGCGGCACCUGGUCUGGCUUAACCAAUACUACCUCGGCAGGGACGUCGUCCUGUUCAGGACAGACGAACCGAACGACACGCUGUACAGGUGCGACGAAGUCCAGGGACCGCUGGUGGCGGCCGACUUCGGUUCGGACAAGGAUGUCGACCUAAUGUUUCGAUUUGUCAGGAGGGCGAUGAGACACGGGCCACUCGUCGUAGCCGAGUACUACUCCGGUUGGAUGGACAACUGGGGCCGACGUCACGCCGACGUCGAUCAACGAAUCGUAGUCAGGAACUUGGAGACCAUCCUGAAAUACAACGCGUCGGUGAACUUUUACAUGUUUCACGGAGGAACCAAUUUCGGGUUCACGAACGGCGCCAAUCCGCCGGCUCAGCCGACGAGCUACGACUACGGAGCACCGUUGACGGAAGCAGGCGAUCCGACCUCUACCUACUUCAAGAUAAGAGAGACUGUGGGACGCUACCUACCGCUUCCGAAGGGAGCACUGCCAGCUCCGGCACCCAAGUUACGGCUCGGUGCCGUCAGUCUCAACUCGUGCGCGUCGCUCGACGAAAUGCGGCGUUUUCUACAGAGACAAGGGUACGUCAAGCCCGUAGUGUCCCGGUGGCCAUUGUCGUUCGAAGUGCUCCGUCAAGCGUACGGGUAUGUCGUUUACACAGUGAGGUCUUCGUUCAGGCAUACGAGCCCGGACAUUCUUAGAGUGCCGGGUAUCAAGAACAGGGGUUACGUGUUCACCGCACAGACGCGCGCGGUCCUGAGCAGCGACCACUCCGUGUACAGUGCGCCCGUGGUGGUACAGCCCGGCGAGAACAUCACGAUUCUGGUGGAAAACACAGGCAGGGUCAACUACGGCCCUCUGAAUCACGACACCAAGGGAAUCAUCUCCAACGUCACGCUGGGCAGCCACGUGCUUUCUGGCUGGACUAUGGAGCCACUGCCGUUGGACGCGUCCCACGUGAUAAGGCAUCUGAUUGAAGCCCUCGGGAGCUCGAGCGUGGGUCGACAGUGCUCCGCGCCCUCUGCCUUCUUCGGCACAUUCGUGCUGCCCAAGGGUGAAAAGGUGUUGGACACCUACCUGAACCCCACAGGCUGGGGCAAAGGCGCGGCAUACGUCAACGGCUUCAACCUGGGCAGGUACUGGCCAAGCAUAGGCCCACAGGUGACCCUGUACGUUCCCGGCGUGCUGCUCCGUGCGUACCCGCACAAGAACACUAUCCUGCUCUUCGAGACUGAGUUUACGCCGCCAGGCAACCGGACCGUUAGCUUCGUGGAUGUGGCUCACAUUGACGGUCCCAUUCCUGGUGACACCGUCCGCUUCAGGGGAUAGCAAUCCACGUGCCAUCCACGUGGAUCGCUCGCGAUCACGUGUGUCGAUCCACGUGCGUCGCGUCCAGCGUUUCGCGUACGAGUGCUGCUAAGUUUUAGCGGAAACGGCGGUCGACUGUUUCUCGCAGUACCGCUACAUCGACAAGAGUGUCAGAUAGAGAGGCGACAGCGACGGAUUGUAAUCGGAAACUUGAGAGGCGUACCAUGCUACUUGCAGUGUCUUUGACUUCAAGUGAUUAUCACUGUCGAUGACGGAAAGAAAAGUAUGAUAAAAAUAGCACGCAUGGAAGAAUAGUGCAAAUGAAGAAUAAAGGCAAACCAUAACCUAA